AUGGAUGGUAGGGAAUAUCAGUAUUCUCGAACAACAUGAAGGUCUUACUUGUAGUUGCUCUUUUCGUUGCCUGCACCCAGGCUAGCAGUCUUGGGGACAUUGCCCAAAAGCUGAUGCCCAGUUUUGCCACUGGCUACAUCAUCAAGGGUGAAGAUGCCCCCCCACACGCCGCCCCCUACAUUGUGUCAUUGAGCAGGAGCUAUGCCAAACACUCGCACAUCUGUGGUGGCACCAUCAUUGGCAAACAAUGGAUCUUGACAGCUGCUCACUGCAUCAGCAAGCCCGAAGGUAUGGGAGCUGUUGCUGGUUUGCACGUGCGCACCGACAUGAACGAGAAGACCCAGGCCCGUGAAAUUGAUUUUGGCAAGGUCCAUGAGAACUACGACGGUGGUGUUGGCCCCUACGAUAUUGCCCUUUUGCACGUUUCCGAGGCAUUCGAAUUCAACGAAUGGGUACAACCUGCUGCCUUGCCCGCUGCCGAACAAAUCGAUUCCGGUGAGACCCACUUGUAUGGUUGGGGACAACCCAAAUCGUAUGUCCUGACUGCUGCCAAGACCCUGCAAACUGUGGAAACCGAAAUCGUUGAAUGGAACAAGUGCAAGGAAGUUUUGCCCGACAACGCCCCAUUGCAUGAGACCAACGUAUGCUCCGAUUCUUUGCAACAAAGCAUUUCCGCUUGCAAUGGUGACUCUGGCGGCCCAUUGGUCAUUGAGCACGACAACGCUUCCUCCGAGUUGAUUGGUAUUGUCUCCUGGGGUUAUAUUCCUUGCGGCUUGGCCAACAUGCCCUCAAUUUACACUCGUGUCUCUGCCUACAUCGAUUGGGUUGUAAAGAUCCAACACGCCUACUACACUCUGAACUAGGGCAGUACCAAAUUCCGAUGUAUAAAAAUAAAUAAAAUGGACAAAAAAGAU
Messenger RNA from Stomoxys calcitrans (stable fly), 914 nucleotides. RefSeq names its product lectizyme. Gene Ontology annotation, biological process: proteolysis. The record is from RefSeq and is a predicted model, not a curated record. Gene Ontology annotation, molecular function: serine-type endopeptidase activity. The coding region runs from base 36 to 863 and encodes 275 amino acids. The transcript has a single exon. Lineage: Eukaryota; Metazoa; Arthropoda; Insecta; Diptera; Muscidae.